This is a messenger RNA of Dimorphilus gyrociliatus, 2707 nucleotides long. Lineage: Eukaryota; Metazoa; Annelida; Polychaeta; Dinophilidae. The record is from the annotation of a GenBank genome assembly.
ACCACUGUUUUCUUUAGUUUUAUUAUUAACUUUAGGUGAAAUAGAAAUACUUUGAAUAUUUAGUUAUAUCAUUGAAUAUUUAGAAUAUUAACUUUAUACGUGUAAUAUUGUAAUUUGUGCAUUUCAUUUGUCGUGAUUACAGAUUAUUAUGAACUUUGUAAACUUUACAGGAUUUCAAAGAUGAACUGAUAAUAUGUAAGAACAAAAUUUGACAUUUUGACAAGAUUUUAAUUCCGUUGUAAAAGAUACGACUGCUUUCCUCUAUCUUCCUUUAAUAGAUAUAGCAGAUAUCAUAUAUUUAAUUAGGAAACAAAUAAUUAUUUGUAAGAAUUUACGAUUGUAUUCUGAUUGUUACUUUGUUAGGAGAAGAACUAGAUGCUGAUUGGCCGAAUCGUCUUAUAUUUUUGAGUGAUAAUUGGGAGGGUAGGGCAAACUGGGAAAACCGGUCAAAAAAACACCACAGUUGACCGGUUUUUGUUAUGAAAUUGACGAUUGAGUUGAUAUCUCAACUUUUUUACAACAUUGAGAAGUUAUGUGAUUGCUAACUGAGCGUUGAAUCAUUAACAUCUUGGUAAAAUGGCGACCGACGAAUCGAACCAUAAAAUGAUAAGAUACAGUAACGUUUUGGCGGCAACAAGGUCUGGCAAUUUAAGUGAGUUAAGAAGAUUGCUCGACGAAGGGCAUCCUAUAGACUGCAAAGAUAAUCAGAAUUGGAUUGCAUUACAUGCAGCAUGCUACGAAGGUUAUUCAAAUAUUUUACUGUUCCUUUUGAACUACGCGAGGGAAAACGAAUUGGCUUGUGACAUUAAUUACAGAAGUCACGAAGGUUUUACACCUAUCUUUAUUGCAAUUCGAGAAGGUUUUCGCGAAUGUGUUGAGAUUCUACUGGAAUAUGGUGCUGACGUGCGUGUUGGAGUUGAUGGUUUGGGAGAUAUAACUGUCUUAUUUGGGGAAAAUGAUGACCAAAGAAACAACUGCUUCCAAUGCUUUCUCGAAUGGAUUGAAGCGAACGAGAAUGGAGAAGAAAUCCUCAAAAUUCUAGAUGGUUCAAAUAAUAGUUGGAUGGAAGUAGUCGUUAGGGCAGCCCUACGUAAUAAUCCUACAGCCCUGGAUCUCGUAAUACGUCACUGCCGCUCAUAUUUAGUAUUUACAACAGUAGUUCGUGUUGUUUUAUUCUCAAUUAGCCACUCAGGAAAAGAUAAUAUGAUAAAUAUGCUUCGUAACUAUUUGGGAGAUGAAGAAUACAUUAGUAUAGUAACUCAUUUAUUCAGGGAAAAGCCGUCUGCUGUGGUUUGGAAUGUAGAAAAAGAGAUAUCAUUGCCUCUGGCUCUUUGUUAUAUAAAAGCUGACAAUCCUUCGAAGGUGCCUAUUUUUCUAGGAGAGUGUUGUGGAGCAGAAUAUUUUUGGGAGUUAAUGGGUUCCGUUGAACGAUAUGAGGUAGCCUUAAUGAGCUUACCUUUAGUUCUUGAUUCGUACGGUCAAGAGAUUAUUGAUUGGUUUACGAAAAAAUUUGAUAAAGAGCUAGGAUCUAUUAAAAUAUAUGGAAAGAGAGUUGUGCAAUAUGCUUCCAUUUACGUAUCUAGGAGUAAAUUCCUUAGAGCUUUCUCGAGCGUUGGUAUACCUGCUACAUUGAGCAUUACCUCCCUCUGCAUUAACUGCAAUAACUUAGACCUACUUUUAAAAUUAGGCGCUCCUGUCAACGCGCCAUAUUCAUUUCACAUACCGCCUAUUGGCCUCUGUUUGGAGUUGCAAAAUUUUAAAGGGGCCUGUACAUUACUCGAAGCAGGGGCAGCUUGUUAUCAUUCUUUCGUUGGACAAGAAAUGAAGGGUAAUCAUAUUAUGCUUCAAGCAUUAUACGGCGGUUGGAAGUCAACAUUACUUUUACAGAAGUUAGGAGUUUCUUUAGAAUCCUUAAUUAAUUUUGAACGUAGUUACGCAGGCUAUCAAUUCAAACUUUCUACAGUAUUCUAUUAUUUUAAUCAAUAUAGUCAAUGGAGAACCUUACUUAAUAUUCUAUUGAAAUGGUUUAAAUUACCAUUUGAAGUGGAGGUAGCUAAAAAAUGUUAUGAAUAUUUAACAGCAAACUCAUGGAAUAAAUCAGUAUGGUCGCAAAUAUUAAGAGAAGAGUUGAGUACAUUUGAAAAACCUCUUUUAAUGACUUUGAAGCAUUUGAGUACUCUUACCUUAAGAAAGCAUUUAAAAUUUGAGUCAUUUCAAAAUCCUAAGUUAUUAUGUGAGAAAUUGAAUAUUCCUGAAGGUAUUAUAUUAUAUGUCUACGGUAUAGAUAUUCCUAUGACAGGUCGUGAUAGCAUUUUUCGAGUCGAUAAUUAUGAAAUUAGUCGAUCUAAUUAUUUGAAACAACUAUUUAUUUGGUUAGAAACGGUAGAAGAAGAUUAAGAGAUGAAUUGUGAACUCUAUAUUCUUCUUCGUCGUUGUCGUAAGUGAGAAGUUCUUAUUUAGAAAAAUUUGCAAAUUAAUGAAUAGUUUAAGAAAGAAAGAGAGAGAGAGAGAGAGAGAGAGAAACAACCAGAACAGAUAAACAGACAGAGAGCGAGAAAGAAUAGUUAAAGAUUAAAAACGAAAAAAUAUAUAAAUAAUUGUUUCUUAUUUUUUUCUAGGUAACAUAUAUUUUUGAUAAAAAUAUUUAUGUUACUUUCUUGCUCUUCUUCGCUGAAUUGUAUAUUUUUGGAACUGUAUCAGAAAGAAC